Molecule: messenger RNA, 587 nt
Organism: Vicia villosa (hairy vetch)
Lineage: Eukaryota; Viridiplantae; Streptophyta; Magnoliopsida; Fabales; Fabaceae
Product: transcription factor PRE3
Exons: 2
Coding region: 147-425 (92 amino acids)
Biological process (GO): regulation of growth; regulation of DNA-templated transcription
Molecular function (GO): protein dimerization activity
Source: RefSeq, a predicted model, not a curated record
CUACCCCUCUUCUUUCUCCCAUGCAUCAUCACUCUUGUCUCUCUUUCUUUCUCCUUCUCCAACAUCACUAUCUCUUACCUAUCUCCAUAUCAUAUUUCAAUUUGUCUCUCAUAUACAUCCAAAACUAUAUACUGUAGUAUAUAAAGAUGUCUAGCAGGAGGUCACGGUCUAGGCAAACAACUAGUUCAAGGAAUAUCACCGACGAUCAGAUCCAUGAUCUUGUUUCCAAGUUGCAGCAGCUUCUUCCUGAGAUUCGCAAUAGGACCUCUGACAAGGCUUCAGCUUCGAGGGUGUUGCAGGAGACAUGCAACUAUAUUAGAAAUUUGCACAGAGAAGUGGACGACCUUAGCGAACGUUUAUCUGAGCUACUGGCUACAACAGACACGGCACAAGCAGCAAUCAUUAGAAAUUUACUUAUGCAAUAGAUUCAUUAAUGUUUAGCUAUUUUGUCAAAGUUUUCUUAGUUAGUUAGCAGUACCAUGUGAGCUGGUGUAUUUCUUCUACGUUUUCCGUGUAUUUCCUAAUUAUGUUCACUCAAUGCAAGUUUUUUUAGUUUAAUUUAACUAAAGAUAGUAUCACUUUUCUCA